AUGUCUGGCUAUCGCGGACGUAGUACGGAUAGAGGUGGUGGUGAGCGUGGCGGACGGGGCGGACGUGGUGGGUCAGUGGGAUCGGGCACAUCACAACGACCUUCGAGAGCUGAUAUCCAACAAAUCACUCCGGCGAAUUUCGCACAAAUCAUCGACAGGUACCAAGCGGCGUUUCCUUGCGAGAGAUGCGGCGACUUCAACCACAACAUCCUGCAAUGUAGACGAGUGCAACCGCGCUGGCCAAGUUGGCUUUGGCAAAGGAUCAUCGACCUCAACAUAACUGCACAAGCAAAUGCCCAUAUUGCUUCACUUCAACGAGGAGGAAGUGGCCUGACCCCGUACCACGCGUCUCCGCAGAAUAUGGGCUUCAUGGGAAAUUUCGCGCAGCCUCCUACAACCUCAACCUUUGGAUCACAAAGCCAAGGUUUUCAGGGCAAUUUCAGUAACUCGCGAGUCCCUGGUCCGAUGAACCCUCUAAAUGACGGCAUGAACAAUCUUACAGUCGCCGAACCGGCUCGGCAGUCACCCAACAGCCUCAGUCAAGAUGGCUCAGUUCAAGGUCGCGGUCGUGGGGGUUAUCGCGGAGGCACUCAGAGAGGCAAUCGUGGAGGAAACCACGGAAGUUUCGCUGGUACGGCAAGCGCGACCUCCCCAGUAACAUUCGCUGGUGAGCUGAGUUAUCCGCGCUUCCGAACUCUGACCAUCGAAGACAAAACGCCGAAUGGUGUGGGUAGAGAGUGGAAGCUCUCUGAAGCAGUGAAGAAUGCCAAAGAGACUUCCGGUGCGAUCGAGUCACCCACUCAUCCUAUACGUCAAGAUUUCCUCGACCUCAAACCGGAGAGCAAAGUGCUUACAAACCACUUCGAGUAUUCGGUUUCAGCAGACGUAUUCUAUGAGUACAAGAUCAACAACAUCGGGAGCAAAGACAAGAGGAAGACGAAGCUAGUUUACCAGAAAGCUAUCGAAUCUUGGGAGUUCUUGAAAUCACACAGCACUAAAUUGGUCACAAACAACUUUGACUCGAUCGUCGCUUGGCACAACCUUCAUCAACACAUCUUGGAAGAUCCAAUUAGAGGCGACAACGAAUCCACUGGCCUUUGGAAAAUGUCACUUCAAGACGGUACCGGUCAGCUCGAGCUCGAGUUCGAGCUGGUGAGAAAGAUUGACGUCAGUGAUUUCCAACGAUACUCAAACGCGGAUCCUCAGCAGGAGAAUCAAAGCUUUGACGUCAUAGCUCGGUGCCUGAAUCUCGUCAUCUCGAAGACAUUUGAUGACAGCAAGCUUUACCGCCAGUCUGCCAAUAAAUUUUUCGUCAAAGACGCGAGGUCUCUACUCCGCUCAGGAGAUGAAUCGUCUCAAUCUCUCGAGAUCGUACGCGGCUAUUAUUACACUGUCAAACCCGGUACAGGAUGCAUCAUUCUCAACUUCAAUCUGGCAACUAGUGCGUUCUUCAAGCCCAUUCUCGUCAGCAACUUUCUCCAAGAUACCAAGACCUUUGGUGGUCACCAAGAAGACAACCUCAAAGGUCUCCGAGUGUUUGUCGUAACCGACAGACGCAGGAUCCCAGGCGAAGAAGCAAACUAUGAUAAGCUAAAUAGUGCCAGUAGCCGAACCAAGAAGGUCAACUUCAUCGGCCCCGCCCUUAGCACUCUGACAUUCCAGAUGAGGGUGAAGAAUACCGACGGAACAUUUGCCAAGAAUCUCGAUGGAUCUUACAGAAAGACGGGAAAUCACAUCAACGUCGUGGACUAUCUUAGAAACACCUUCGGUCAUACAGGCGACGCAACGUGGAAAGCUAUCAACUGUGGUACUGAGAAGGAACCUGUAUGGUAUGCCCAGGAGCAACUCCAGAUUCUUCCAUGGCAGAUCUACCGACGUCCGGUUCCAGAAAAGUUCACCAGUGGGAUGGUCCAAGAGGCUGCAAAAAAGCCUGAUGAGAGUCGAGCCCUCAUCGAGAACGAAGGACUACGGAGCCUGGGAUUCGAUCAGCAAAGUAUUACGAGCGCUCUAUUCAGCAACGUUGGAAACAGUAGCGAAGUACCGAUUCAAAUUGUUCCCACCAUGAUGCAAGUUCCCUGCCAAAUACUCCGAUACCCACUACCGUCUUACAAGACCGUCACAAACGAUGCUAUCAAUCCCAGUGAACCUAUACCAGUGACGCUCCCGGCGGCUGGUGGAGCUCGUUGGAAAGUUCCUCCCAAUUCUGUCUUCUUUUCGACCAAGCCAAAAGCCUUCAAGUUUGGCUUCCUCCGCAUCCGAAAGGAUCCGUUACAAGAUCGUCAGGACGAGUUCGGCAAGACGUAUCAAGUUUACCCAAGAGAGCAACAUAAAUUCGCCGUGGACGAUGAUUCGGUUACAAAGUACUCCGAUGAGAUCGAACGACAGCUGAAUCGGUGUGGACUCACUGCUACCGACAUCGACCUUCAGCUUCCUACUGCUCUUCAAGACCUUGAAAUCCGCGAUCUAGAAGCUGCUCUGCAGACUGCCAAAGACGACGCUUACGAUCUGGUCAUCCUCAUGUUACCGAAGCCGAACGUAGGCAUAUACUCACGAUUCAAGACUUUAGCUGAGAGGGCAUCCGGCCUCCAAUCGGUCGUUGUUGUGAGCAAGUUUUCGGCCCCGGACAAAAACUACCUCCUUACAGAAUGCAUCACCAACAUCAUGAUGAAGAUUAACCUCAAGCUAGGCGGCUUCACACAUUCGGUAAAGGACGUUCAGUCGUAUCUGUCACAGCAGGAUGUUAUGGUGCUUGGUGCUGAUGUAGUUCAUGCGGGACCAAGUGCAUUCGACGGCUGCCCAUCUAUCGCUUCGAUAGUCGGAUCUGUGGACUACUCAGCGGGUAGAUGUCUUGGCUCUGCACGCCUGCAGCGUAUCGAGAAGGAAGCGAAAGAUGACAAAGGCAAUGCGAAGCCUGAGCAGAUAACGGAUCGAGAGAUCAUCCAAGAGGUCGAAGCCAUGGUUACCGAGCGGCUCAAGGACUGGAUACGCCACAGCGAAAAGAAGACCCUGCCCAAAAACAUCCUGUACUACAGAGAUGGUGUCAGUGCAACCCAGUACGAACAAGUCAAGUUGAAAGAACUGCAAGCUAUCCGCGACGCUUACAGUGGGCUGGCGAACAAGCUCGGUACGACUUCCGAGGUGAGCCUGACUGCGGUAGUCGUCACGAAACGUCACCACACACGUUUCUACCCAAUGUCACAGAAAUUGCCAGACCCUAAGCCAUGGGAGAAGAAGCCGACCUACUCGGAUCGCGACACAUUCGGCAACUGCAACACGAAGCCUGGUCUGUUUGUGGAUCAACUCGUCACGUCUCCAUACUACCAAGACUUCUUCCUGCAGUCUCAUUCAGCUAUAAAAGGAACGGCGAAGCCCACUCACUACUUCAUCCUGGAGGCUGGAAUCGAGGGCUUGGAUCUGGAGAAGUUGCGCGAUCUGACUCAUGCUAUCUGUUUCUCCUACGUCCGCGGAACAGUCGGUGUAUCCUACGCCUCGCCUACCUACUACGCCGAUCGCCUAUGCGAACGCAGCCGCACUUACAUGCGUCGAUACUUCGUCAAGACUGAAGACGUCGCAGGCCCAGGUAACCUGGAAGCAGCUCUCGCGUCGGAGAAGCACCGCCUUGAGCAACAUUGUACGACAUUGCUUGACUCACUCUACCCGAAGAACCGACAGUUCGCCGACAAGAAAGACGAAAAGAAGCACUUCAAGGACAGGAAAGCAACAGAGGCUGAUCAUCGAAGGGAGAUCGUGCUGGGUCUGAGGAGGUUCGUGUUCGAGAAGGUCGAAGAUGACUUCUACAAGUUCAAAGACCAGACUGUGGAUGGGAAGCCGUGGCUCAAUCCUUGGGAUCCGUGUCUGAGGGACACGAUGUUCUGGAUGUGA
Messenger RNA from Alternaria ethzedia, 3882 nucleotides. RefSeq lists its product as uncharacterized. The record is from RefSeq and is a predicted model, not a curated record. Lineage: Eukaryota; Fungi; Ascomycota; Dothideomycetes; Pleosporales; Pleosporaceae. The transcript has 4 exons. The coding region runs from base 1 to 3882 and encodes 1293 amino acids. Gene Ontology annotation, molecular function: protein binding; nucleic acid binding.